GUGCGCGAGGCAGCCACGCAGCAGGCCAUCGCCAUGGGCCGCAUGGUCGGCGACGGCCAGCUGAGCCUGCUCAUCGUCGACAUGGCCGUCGACCCAGCGCACCAGCGCAAGGGCUUGGGCGGCGUCGUGCUCCAGACGCUCCUCGACUGGAAGCAGCAGCACUGCCCCCACGCCUACCUCUGCCUGCUGGCGGACCCGCCGGGGAUGAAGCUGUACGCGCGCCACGGCUUUGAGCCCAGCAUCGAGCAGGGCAUGACGCACUUUUCCGGCUUUGUGGGCGACAGUCGCCGGCGCAAGGCCGCGGCGGCAGAAGCAGCGGCAGCAGAAGCAGCGGCAGCAGAAGCAGCAGCAGCAGCCCAAGCCUGAGCAACAGACAAUGAAUGCAAUUCUCUCUCUCUCUCUCUAUGUAAAUUGGGUGGGAUAUCGCGCCGGACUGGCUCAGCUGACGAGGAUGAA
Acaromyces ingoldii is the source of this 456-nucleotide messenger RNA. RefSeq lists its product as hypothetical. The transcript has a single exon. The record is from RefSeq and is a predicted model, not a curated record. Lineage: Eukaryota; Fungi; Basidiomycota; Exobasidiomycetes; Exobasidiales; Cryptobasidiaceae. Gene Ontology annotation, molecular function: acyltransferase activity, transferring groups other than amino-acyl groups. The coding region runs from base 34 to 366 and encodes 110 amino acids.